UUAGUGAACUGUAUUAGUGAGUAAAUCUGUGCCGCUAGAGCGCAAGUGUAUACAUUUCUGUCGUCGACUGGUGUGUUUGUUGUGAUUUAGUGUUGACUUCUUUGUGUCCUGUAUCAAUCCGCUUUAGCUAAGGAAAACUUGGUCGUGAUACAUAGCCUCACAUUGAAAUUAUGAAUUGUUAUUUUGGAAACGUAAGAUAACAUUCAGUAUAGGGCACCCAUUCAUAUCGGCAAAAUUAGGUGAAAUGAUUCUGGUGUCGUUCUAAUUUUAUAGCUUUCAAGAUGAAACAGCAAUAGUACAGCACGGUCACAUUUGCAUCUUGUCAGCUUGUUACAUUGGUUAGUAAAUGUGUCCUGUUGGUGGGAGGUGUUUCGCCAUUCCUUUGUCAGUUUCAGCGUAAGAAAGGAAAUGGGGAACUGCCUGAAAGGUUCUACAGCUGAUGACAUAUCUCUAUUGAGAGGUAGUGAUGGUACAAGGGAUUCGUCUUCCUCUGAUCAGCUGGGUCCACCGCCUCCUUACCAGGAGGCUAUGCCAGUCUACUAUCCGUCCCCCAACGUGUGCCGACCUGCUGCACAGCUGACUGAAGAGGAACAAGUCAAAAUUGCAAAACGGAUUGGAUUGAUUCAGCAUCUUCCUGCAGGAACAUAUGAAGGAUGUAAAAAGAACAGGGAGUGUGUUAUCUGCAUGAUCGAAUUCAUGGUAGGCGAUGCAAUACGCUACUUGCCUUGCAUGCACACCUAUCAUGUGGAAUGUAUUGAUGACUGGCUUAUGAGAAGCUUCACAUGUCCAUCAUGCAUGGAGCCAGUGGAUGCAGCCUUGCUUACAAGUUACGAGACCAACUAGCCUGUCUGAGCCAGCAUAAGGUGCUCGACUGUGAGCGCAGAAGUAUGGCAGCAGUGAUGUUGGUGGUGGCAGCGGUGGUGAUGGUGGCAGCACCACCGUUAUCAUCCAACAUUACCAGGACUGACCACAGUGGAGAUGAAUCUGGAACCAUAGCUGCAGUCUCCGAAAUAAUGCAACUGUGAUCGUAACAAAUAAAUCUGUGUGAUAAGGGAAGAAAGGAAUUAUAUUGCAGGGUACACAAGAUGUGACAUUAGACUUGCUGGAGGAGGUGCUGUCUGCUUCAUGUGACAUGAUAAAAGCAUAUGCCAAUGUAGAAAAUAGGCAUUUUAUUUUCAUAUCAUCUGCAGAAGUGCUUAGACUUAAAAGAAUGUUGUGAUAAUUUAUGCUAGUUAUACUUAAUAUAAUAUAUAAAAAUAUGAACCAGCAUCAAUGAGAAAACUGCAGUAGCAUACCAGGGAUAUUGUAUCCUCUUGAUGCCAAUAUCAUGCAAUGUUUAUAGACCCUUUAUUAUGUAGAUAACAGAGUUGGAAGUAUUAAUGUCCACAGAAGUCACCAACUAAUUGAAAGACUCUUGUCCUUGUGUUGUGAGUUACUUAAUUUCACACAUUUAAGAAAUUUUAUUCUCAAACAUUGCACUUGUUGAUAGGCAAGUUGAGUUGUUAUAGAUUAACCUGCCUCAUGAGUAUGGACAUGUGUUGUUUUUUUGGUAACUUAUACAUAUUUUAAUAUAACAUUAACAGAACAUGUCAUGAUGUGAUGCAAUAUUUGUAUGCAACUUUUUGGCUUUUGACACUAUUUUAAUUUAAUGCGAAACUGUUAUCUGUGAGAUUAUUGUCUUUGUGUGCAAUCCUUACCCUGUGUGUCAAGUUAAUGUAUUUCUUAUUAGAUUGCUGAUACUUGAGAAAAUGGUAUUUGAAUGCACUGCUCAGUGUAAAGGCUUUUGGUCUGAAAGAGAAAUUAAUUUCUGUAGCAGUUUAUCUAGUCCUUUAUAUACACUGUAUCUGUGACUUCGGUGUUAUGGGUGUUGAGGUGGCAUUUAGAGAAUUUGCACUUGCUGUAAUUGUUAGUUGCAAUUCUACAGAUCAAGUGGCAUGAAAUUUUAUCAAACUCUGUUUCUUUUCUGUGGAUGUCACACUUUCAUUUCCUGAAGUAAUGCGUGUCAUGAAUUGCAAAUUAUUUUGAAAAAUGCUCAGUCAUAUGAAAAGGAUUGCCCUAAAGGUGUGUGUUUGAAAACUUUAAGACUUGUGCAACAUUAAUUUUAAUGAUGUAGCAUGAAAGUGAUUAUAUGUCAUCUCAUUUUUUAAGUUUUUUUUUUUUUUUUUUUGUCUUCCUGUCUUCAUUCCAGCAGUUGUUAUCCCCAUCAUUGAAGAGCACAGUAUCUGAAAUGUAGUUUACUGUGACUGUAUUUGUAAAAUGAUGUUACUUAAUAUAAGGUAUUAAUGAACAGAGUAGUGCAUUUUCAGUUUCUGUUCCUGCUUAUCACACUUUGCAGGUAGAUUAUAUUUUAGAACUCUAAAUGCUACCUCAGGGCUGACCAUGAGCUCAUCUGAACUGUUUUGUUUUGAUUCUUUAUCUGUAUGAUGGAAUGUGGAUAGCUGCAGGUUAGUAAUGCACACAGUCAACUGAAUAUUCCAUGUUGUUACAUGAUAAUUUUGUCAGUUCAUUUACAUUGUAUAAUUUAAUAUUUGUUUUCUUAUUUCAGCUUCAAAGAUACAAGUCUGGUAUAUUUUUUGUUAUAAUAAGUACAGUAAACCCCCUUGUUCAGCAUGUAUGGGGAAAGGGAUUCUGCUGGAUACAUGAAUUGGCUGAUUCCAUGAGAGAAACCUGCAGAAUUCUUAUGCAGGGUCAGAAUGAAUCUAGUAGUUACUGUAGGAUUCUGACGAUGGUGUAUAACACACUGAUAUAUUGGGUUUUCGGACUUUAUCCAUCGUCCUGGUUUUUAA
Molecule: messenger RNA, 2786 nt
Organism: Cryptotermes secundus
Lineage: Eukaryota; Metazoa; Arthropoda; Insecta; Blattodea; Kalotermitidae
Gene: Rnf11
Product: RING finger protein 11
Exons: 3
Coding region: 409-843 (144 amino acids)
Source: RefSeq, a predicted model, not a curated record